AGCACAUUGUCGACUGGUCUGGUCCCGAACUGCACGGUUGAACAACGGCGCCUCUAAUCCCGGAUAACGACGUGACGAUUCGACGCCUCAAUCUUGUUUGUUUACCGACUCUUUUCCUGGACCACGCCAUCAACUUCAACCUUCCAUCUCCAUCUCCACCUGACAUCCAUUCCAACCUUCAAAAUGGCUGCUCCUCCUAUCCCCUUCAACCGCCUCAAGCAGAUUGCCACUGAUGCCUGCACCAACGCCAUCGGCAGCGCCGAGUUCUACGACCAUGCGAAGACUGAGCAGUGGAACUCGACCAUUAUCAGCUCCGUGCUGAAGGCUGUCAUCUCCGAGUCGACCCCCCAGGGCGCCGCUUCCCCCUCCUUCAAGUUCGCUUGCAACAGCACCAUCGUCCAGCACCUCGUCCCCACAUCCGCCUUGAACAAGGCCCGCGGAGGUACCGAGACCCAGUCUGAGGAGCCUCACGUUUCCACCAGCUCCGAGGCCACCGCCACCGACGGCAAGCCCCACGUCGGCCGACGAGGAAUGCACAGCGCGACUGGUGCGUACUGGGACGAGAAGAAGGACGGCAUGUGGACCUACAAGUUCGACGGCGGCGAGGGCAAGGGCCUCGACGUGGUUGUCAUGCUCAUCUGGGUUGCCAUUUAACCGAAUGGCUAAAAAUCUGGCGUCAGAACAGACUUGUUCUGCUCUGACCCAGAGCAUUCCUUCAAGGCAUUGAUAGUUCCAGUUCACCUAUGGCGUUUAAGGAACCUGGGAAGCGUGGUAUUGAGAAUGUGAAGGAAAUGAACGAGCUUCAGGUCACGCUAUCUGCCGACCUUGGUGUUUUUGCAAGCCUUGGAUGUACAUA
Molecule: messenger RNA, 856 nt
Organism: Ilyonectria robusta
Lineage: Eukaryota; Fungi; Ascomycota; Sordariomycetes; Hypocreales; Nectriaceae
Product: Tctex-1
Exons: 5
Coding region: 184-654 (156 amino acids)
Biological process (GO): microtubule-based movement
Cellular component (GO): cytoplasmic dynein complex; cytoplasm
Molecular function (GO): dynein intermediate chain binding
Source: RefSeq, a predicted model, not a curated record